AUGGACACAAUAAAAGAAACGGACUCUUUUAGUAAAUAUCAAAUUGGAGAAGCUGUUGGUAAAGGUGCAUUUGGUAAAGUUUUUAAAGCAUUAAAUGCAGAAACAGGUGAUUUCUGUGCAAUUAAACAGAUUGAAAAAACCAUAAUAUCAGAGAAACAAUUACCAUCAAUCAUUCAAGAGAUAAAAUUAUUGCAAACACUUCAACAUCCAAACAUUGUAAAGUUUAUAGAAUCAUACGAAACCUCAAGAUAUCUUUAUUUUGCAUUGGAAUUUAUAGAGGGUGGAUCAUUGGCAAAGAUUGCCAAGAGAUAUGGUUGUUUUCAAGAACCAUUACUCUCGAGAUACUUUAGUCAAGUUUUAAAAGGUUUAGCAUAUCUUCAUGAGAAAGGUGUAAUUCAUAGAGACAUAAAAAGCGAUAAUAUUCUCAUAACAAAAGAAGGUGUAAUUAAAUUAGCAGAUUUUGGUUCAUGUACUUAUUCAGCGAUCGAUAGAAAAUUAACAGUUGUUGGUACACCAUUUUGGAUGGCACCAGAAGUUAUACAAAUGGAUAUGAAUGCAAGAAGUACAGCAUGUGAUAUUUGGUCAUUAGGUUGUACAUUAUUAGAGAUGUUAACGGGUAAUCCACCAUAUUGGGAUUUAGGAACAAUGCCAGCAAUGUUUGCAAUGGUUAAUAAUCCACAUCCACCAAUUCCAAAUAAUAUAUCAGCAGACUUAAAACACUUUUUAUUGGCAUGUUUUGUUAGAGAUAUAAAUAAAAGACCAACAGCAUCACAACUUUUAGAGCAUCCAUGGAUAAAACAGCACAUUCAUGAACCAUCUCAAUCACAACCAGCAUCAUCACCUGAACCAUCAAGAAUUAAAUCUAGUGGAAGUGGGUCGAAACUAUCAAUCAACACUUAUGCUGAAGGUUAUGAUGUAGAGUCAGAUGAUGAUACAACCAAUAGUAAUAAUGGCAGCGACCAUGAUCGUAUUCAACAAUUGGAGUCACAAAAGAAAGAAAUGACAGAGACAAUCAAAAGAUUGAAAUUACAUUUUUUACGUGCAAUGAAAGAGAAGAAGGUAAUGAAGGAUAUGAUUUCUCAAUUGGUAACGGAAAGAGAUGAAUAUAUGAUUAAAUUAGGUUUAACACCACCACCAUUACCACCAAUCCUAGCAAAUGCAACCUUAAAUUCAAAAUCCUCAUUGGAUAGUUCAAAUGAGCUAUUGAAUAAAGAAUCUAGUCAAGGUAAUCUUUUGGGAAGUGGUGGCAGUGGUUCACCAUACACUAAUCACACACGUUCUUCAUCUGCACCACUCACUGCACCUGGAAAAAUCAUAUCGACUCAUCAAAUUCAUUCACCAUCACUAAGUAAUUCCUCUGCAUCAGCUUCAACCUCUGGUGUAUCAAAUAACAAAGAAAGAGGAUCUUCAAUACUAACCAACGAUUUCUUUCAUCCACCAUCAGAUGAUGAUCAACAUUCACCAACCAAUGAUUUAUUCCUUCAUGAACAUUUUGAAAAGAAUUUAAAAGUUACAGCAUCAUCUUCACCAUCUUCAUUAUCAAAGAAUUCAAGAUUAACUACUAAAUUUGAAUUGGAAUCUGAUAAUAAUACUAAUAAUAAUAACAAUAACAAUAACAAUAACAACAAUAUAAAUAUAACAACAACAACAACUACUACCACAACAACACCAGCAUCAAAUCAAAACCUUGGAGCUUAUUAUCAAUCUAGUGGUAAUCUCCAUUUGUACACAAAUCAAAAUAAUUUAACUAAUAAUAAUAUUAAUAACACUAAUAAUAAUAAUAACAAUAACAAUAAUAAUAAUAAUAAUAAUAAUUUAGGUAGCAAUACCAAUGUAGAUAUGUAUUUAAGAACUUCAAGUGAAAAAACUCACUUAUCAAUAACCCAGCCAGUAUCACUUAGUGGUGCACUAUCAUACGGGGACCAUUUAAAUCCUAGUGUAACAAUAGGUGGUCAUAAUAGUUUAAAACAAAAAGGAAGUGGGAAAACUUCAAUCCCAGUUUUACAAAAAGAACCUUCAAAUAAGAGUUUAAAUUCUUUAAAUAAUAAUAAUGUAAACAAUAAUAAUAAUAAUAAUAAUAAUAAUAAUAAUAAUAAUAAUAAUAAUAAUAAUAAUAAUAAUAAUAAUAAUAAUAAUAAUAAUACAAAUAGUAACAGUAAUAAUAAUACAAAUAAUAUUAAUAGUACAAAUAAUAUUAAUACAAAUAAUAUUAACAAUGUACUUGGAACAUCACCGUCAAGAAAGAUAUCAAAUUCAGAUCAAUUUACACCAAAUAGAAAAUCAUCACAACCAAUUGCACCAAGUUUUUCAUUACUCAAUCAAUCUUUAGAUAGAAAUCCAAAUAGUAACAAUAAUAAUAAUAAUAAUAAUAAUAAUAGCAAUAACAACAACAACAACAAUAAUAAUAAUAAUAAUAAUUUAAAUAGUGGAUCAAAUAGUUUUAAUAACAAUAGUCCAAUAAGUAGUUUUACUAAUAAUAAUAAUAAUAAUGAAAGUGGUGAUGAAUAUGAUGACGAUAGUGAUAUUAUUGAAGAUGAACAAAGUUCCAAUUCUAGUCUCUCUUUCAACAAUUCAAAUGUACCACAAGUUGAAUCAGUUGUUGUAAAUGUACAACCACCGAGAGUAGGUGAUGAAUGUAAAGUUAAAUGCGGUGAUGGUUGGUAUGAUGCAGUAGUCGAUUUAGUUAGUGGAUCCACUUUUGUUGUCACUAUCAAACCUUUUAAAAUCAAAAGAGAGGUAUCUCAUUCUGAUGUUACUUUGGCUCCUCUUCAAUUCCCGGUAACUGCAACAAAGAAAAAGAAAUUCAGUUUAUUUAAUAGAAAAUAA
Molecule: messenger RNA, 2826 nt
Organism: Dictyostelium discoideum AX4
Lineage: Eukaryota; Evosea; Eumycetozoa; Dictyosteliales; Dictyosteliaceae
Exons: 3
Coding region: 1-2826 (941 amino acids)
Molecular function (GO): protein serine kinase activity; protein serine/threonine kinase activity; ATP binding
Source: RefSeq, a predicted model, not a curated record